This is a messenger RNA of Aspergillus pseudotamarii, 387 nucleotides long. Its product is annotated as FKBP-type peptidyl-prolyl cis-trans isomerase. Bases 1 to 387 code for a protein of 128 amino acids. The transcript has 6 exons. Gene Ontology annotation, molecular function: peptidyl-prolyl cis-trans isomerase activity. The record is from RefSeq and is a predicted model, not a curated record. Lineage: Eukaryota; Fungi; Ascomycota; Eurotiomycetes; Eurotiales; Aspergillaceae.
AUGGGUAUAAUCGACUUUAUCAAGGAUAUUAUUCGUCCCGGUAAUGGGGUGGAUUAUCCCAAAGCCGGCGAUAUGGUCACGGUCCACUACCAUGGCUAUCUUUAUGAUCCGACCCGAUCAUGGAACCGGGGGCGUCGGUUCGAUAGUAGUAUCAAGCGAGGAAUGCCCUUUACGUUCCAGAUUGGUAUGGGUACCGUCAUCAAAGGAUGGGAGGUCGGAAUUCUUGGCAUGAGCCUUGGGGAAAAGGCUCUUCUUACUUUUGGGCCUCACUACGGAUAUGGUGCAAGGGGUGCACCUCCAUUUAUCCCCGGUAAUUCAACUCUUGUCUUUAAUGUGGAACUUUUGGCCAUCAAUGGACGCACUCUUCAGUCAGAUGACUCUGAAUAG